CACGUCUCCAGAUGUCCUACAGAUCAAAAUAUAACGAGACGAGCUCGCCGGAGAUCGAUUUCACCUCGCCGGCGUUGGCGGUGAUGGGAGUCGAGCAGCUUUUAUUCGCCGGGAGAGCGAUCAACGGUCCUGCUAACGAGGUCUGGCCCAGACUUUAUAUAGGAGACAUGGAUUUUGCAGAAAAUCGCGCCAGGCUUGGAAGAGAAAACUUCACCCAUGUGUUGAACUGUGCUCACAGCUCCAGGCGAGGAAACGACUUUUACUCCGGAAUGGGAAUCACGUAUCUGGGCAUCGAAGCCCACGACUCUCCCGCCUAUGACAUGAGCGUCAACUUUAACACAGGAGCAGAGUUCAUUCAUAACGCGCUCCGGACAGGAGGUAAAAUCCUGGUGCACUGCCAUGUGGGCGUGAGUCGCUCGGCCUCCAUCGUGUUGGCGUAUUUGAUGCUGAAGCACAACAUGACCCUGGUGGAGGCCAUCAACACGGUGAAGAAGGGCAGAGGGAUCAUCCCCAACCGCGGUUUCCUCCGCCAGCUCAUCGACCUGCACGUCAAACUCUACGGAUACAGAUCCUGAGAUCUCUCCGACACAGGGAUGAGGAUCGGCUCUGAUAUAAACAUCUGCAUUUAAUAUUCAUUUAUAAACAGCCAUUUGAUUAUUUUUAUUUUGUUGACAGCAGAUUUUCAGACAUGCUUUUUUUUCCUCAUG
Silurus meridionalis is the source of this 707-nucleotide messenger RNA. RefSeq names its product dual specificity protein phosphatase 26-like. Gene Ontology annotation, biological process: protein dephosphorylation; negative regulation of MAPK cascade. Gene Ontology annotation, molecular function: protein tyrosine/serine/threonine phosphatase activity; MAP kinase phosphatase activity. Bases 12 to 575 code for a protein of 187 amino acids. Gene Ontology annotation, cellular component: cytoplasm. Lineage: Eukaryota; Metazoa; Chordata; Actinopteri; Siluriformes; Siluridae. The record is from RefSeq and is a predicted model, not a curated record. The transcript has 3 exons.